Microtus ochrogaster (prairie vole) is the source of this 1953-nucleotide messenger RNA. RefSeq lists its product as uncharacterized. Lineage: Eukaryota; Metazoa; Chordata; Mammalia; Rodentia; Cricetidae. The record is from RefSeq and is a predicted model, not a curated record.
AUGCCAAGAUCACCGAGCUGCACUCUUCACAGCUUUAUUGCUGAUCUACGACUGCUGUUUCUUAACAGGGCUUCUAUCUCAAUGAAAUUCUUAGACCAGAGGAUUGGGGCAUGCAGAGAUAUUCCUUUUAAGAUCAAGUUUAAGAUAUUACCCCUUGCCCUUCCUACCACCAAGAAAGAAGCACAAAAUUCAGUGAGCCUAUUAGGAUUCUGGAAACAGCACAUUCCUCGCUUGGAUGUGUUACUCUGGCCCAUAGACCAAGCGACUCAGAAAGCUACUAGCUUUAAUUAGGGCCAGAAACAGAAGUCUUUUUAACAGGCCCAUGCUCCUAUGCAGGUAGUUAUACGGCUUGGACCACAUCCAGUAGACUCAAUGGCACUUGAGAUAUCAGUGGCAGAUAGGGACGCGAGUCUUUGGCAGACAUCCAUAGUUGAAUCACAAAAGAGACCUUUGGGAUUUUGGAACAAGGGAACACAAUCUGUAGAUAACUAUUUUACCUUUGAGAGAUAGCUGUUGUCCUGCUAUUAGGCCUUAGUGGACACUGUUUUGGCAUUGUGCCACCAAGUGACCAUGCUACCUGACCUGUUCAUCAUGAGCUGUAUGUCAUCUAAUCCACCAAAUCAUAAAAUAGAAAAUGCAGAGUAUAAAUACAUUAUCAAAUGGAAGUGUUACAUCCGUGAUUGUUCCCAAGACAGUCAGUCUCGUUCUGCAGUCAUCCCUAUUGUUGCCCAAAUGGCUCAUGAACAAAAUGGCCACGGUGGCAGAGAUAGGGAUUAUGCAUGGUUUCGAAAACAUGAACUUCUACUCAACAAAGCUGACCUGGCUACAGCUGCCACUGAGUGCCAUAUCUGCCAACAGCAGAGACCAACACAGAGCCCAGGUAUAGCACUGUUCCCGGGUGACCAGUCAUUGACCUAGUAGCAUGCUGACUACAUUGUACUGCUUCCUCCAUGGAGAGGACAGUGCUUUGUCGUUUCUGGAGCAGAUGGUUACUCUGGUUAUGAAUUUGCCUUUCCUGCACACAGUGCUUCUGACAAAAUCAUCAUACAUGGACUUAUAGAGUGCCUUGUCCACCAUCAUGGUUUCCCACACAGUAUUGCUUCUGUAGGAACUCACUUCAUAGUCAGGGAAGUGUGGCAGUGAGCCCACAAUCAUAGAAUUCACUGACCUUACCUUCCCCAUCAUCCUGAAGCAGCUGGCUUGACAGAAAGAUAGAAUGGCUUUUUGAAGAUGCAGUUACAGCUCCAAUGUGGCAGCAGCCUGAUGGGCUGGGGCAAGGUUCUCCAGGAGGCAGUAUAUGCUUUGAAUCAGUAUCCAAUAUAUGGUAUAGUUUCUCCUAUAGCCAGGAUUCAUGGUCCAAGAAUCAAGGAAAGAAACCAAGGGGAUAGGUCCAUUCACUAUCAUCUUACUGAAUGACUAUGAAAAAUUUUGCCUCCUGUUCUAGUAAUAUUAAGUUCUGAUGGUCUAGAAGUUUUGGUUCCAGAAUAGGAAACACUCUUGCCAAGGUAUACAACAAACAUGCUAUUGAAUUUGAAUCUCAGACUUCCCCCUGACCACUUCAGGUUCUUGAUGUCCUCAGGCCUACAGACAACGAAAGGCACAACAGUGCUAGGAGUUAUGGAUCCAGAAUACCAAGGGGAAACUGGACUGGUUCUCCACAAUGGAGGUGAGAAGGAUUGCAUCUGGAGUGUAGGAUAGCCUUUAGGGCAAUUGUUAUUGCUACCAUGUCUUGUGAUUAAAGUGAAUGGGAAACUAUAACAGUCUAAUCCACACAGGAUGAUAAGCGGCACAGACUCAUUUGGAAUGAAGGCAUAGGUCACUCCUCCAGAAUAAGUGCCAAGACCUGCUGAAGUGCUUGGAGAGGACUCAGGUAGAACAAAAUGGGUAGUAGCUGGGGGUAGUUAUACAUUCCAAUGAAGGCCACGUGACCAGUUGCAGAAACGAAGAUUUUAA